This is a messenger RNA of Vicia villosa (hairy vetch), 811 nucleotides long. RefSeq names its product thioredoxin H1-like. Bases 121 to 546 code for a protein of 141 amino acids. Lineage: Eukaryota; Viridiplantae; Streptophyta; Magnoliopsida; Fabales; Fabaceae. The transcript has 3 exons. The record is from RefSeq and is a predicted model, not a curated record.
UAUAAAUGGAGACUCUCCUAUAGUGAAUAUCAUCAUCCAAACAAAAACUAAGUUACUUCUUCUCAUCAUAGUCUACAAACAAACCUUGUCUUCUCUAACUCCCUAAAAGAAAUAAGCAAAAUGGGAGCCAACUCAUCCAACAUGGAUUAUCCUCAUACAUCAUCAGCAAAAUCAUCAUUAUCAGCAAAAUCAACAUCAUCAGCUAAAUCAUCAUCAUCUCACAUUCUCACUUUCCAUUCCACUGCUAAAUGGAAGGCUCAUUUUGAUGCAUCCAAAGAAACUAACAAGCUGAUGGUGGUUGAAUUUACGGCUACAUGGUGUGGACCUUGCAAAUUCAUGGAUCCAAUCUUCCAAGAUUUUGCUGCAAAAUAUAUUAAAGUUGAUUUCAUCAAGAUUGACGUGGAUGUAUUAAUGGGUGUUUCUCAAGAAUUCCAGGUGCAAGCAAUGCCAACAUUUAUAUUGAUGAAGAAAGGAAAAAUUGUUGACAAGGUGGUAGGGGCAAAAAAGGAAGAUCUUGAAAAGUUGAUUGAAAAGCAUCAAAACUGAGUCUCUAAUCUUGCACUUGGUAAAGGAUUUGUGAGGAUUAUAAAGGAACAUGAAUAAGGAGAAAUUAUUCAUUAUUUCUCUUGUCGGCAUUUACAUGUUUGUGUAACCUUGAUUGAAACUUUUUCUUCUUAAAUGGUUUUUAACUUGCAAAGCGUUUUUGUGUAACUUCAAUUGAAGUUCUUUUUAUUAAUCUAUAAGUGUAAAUUUGUUUUACACAAGUAUGAUGUAUCUAAUUGCAUUCUACGUUGAGAUAUUUAUUUUGUUU